AUAAAUUGUCUUUUAUCGCACUUUUUCGUUCGGAAUAAUUUAUAAUACUGACCACUUGAUAUUUUUUGCCUUUUUUAUAUAAAACGAAAAAAAAGAACCAAGGAGCUGCGGUGUAUGUGCUCAAAGCCCUUCAUUUUCCAAUUAAGAUCAUAAACAACAAAGAAAUUCUAUAUUCAAAAAACAAAAAAAAGUUAUUAUUAUUACAUAUAUACUUUAAUUAUUUACCUACCUAGUCUUGAAUUAUUAUUUCAUGUUAUAUUGUUGUUGGUUUGAGUGAUUGAUCAAUAAUCAUAUUGUUGGAAGAAAAAAAAUGGGGAGAGGAAGAGUGCAAUUGAAGAGGAUAGAAAACAAGAUCAAUAGACAAGUAACUUUUUCAAAGAGAAGGUCUGGUUUGUUGAAGAAAGCACAUGAGAUCUCUGUUCUUUGUGAUGCUGAAGUUGCUCUCAUAGUUUUCUCUACUAAAGGCAAACUUUAUGAUUACUCUAGUGAUCCAUGUAUGGAAAGAAUUCUCGAACGAUAUGAGAGAUAUUCUUAUACGGAGAGGCAGCUUGUUACCAAUGAUCAGUCACCAAAUGAAAAUUGGGUUCUAGAACAUGCAAAACUGAAGGCUAGAAUGGAAGUACUUCAAAGAAAUCAAAGGAAUUAUAUGGGAGAGGAUUUGGAUGGCUUAAGUCUCAAAGAGCUUCAAAAUUUGGAACAACAACUUGAUUCCUCUCUCAAACACAUUAGAUCACGAAAGAAUCAAGUCAUGUAUGAAUCUAUUUCAGAACUUCAGAAAAAGGAUAAGGCACUCCAGGAACACAACAACUUGCUUUCCAAGAAGAUAAAGGAAAAAGAGAAGCAACUUGCUCAAGAGGAGCAGCAAAAUAGUAUGGAGGUGAAUCCAAUUGAAACUCAACAAUUGGAAUCCAUGAUAAUUCCUGCAGGAGGCUCUUUACAAGGGAAAUUUAAUGAAGAAAAUGCAGCAAAAACUCAAGGUAGUGCCAUUAAUCUUCCAUCUUGGAUGAUUCGUCCUAUAAAUGAAUAGCAGAAAAGGGCAAUUAUACACUGUACCAAUGUUCCUUUAUUACAAACACAAAUACAAGUUGUAGGAGCCUAUAAAUUAUAUAUCAUCAAUAUAGGCAUAUGAUGGGUGAUGACUCAAUGUGAGCACCUACCUGCAUAUUGUAAUUGUGCAAUUAGGUAAAGUGAUCUGACUCAACUUCAUUGUUGCUGGGCCUUAUAUAAAUAUAGGCCUUAUAGUACUUCUAUAAUGUACACAUGCAGUACUGUUUUUA
Messenger RNA from Trifolium pratense (red clover), 1277 nucleotides. Its product is annotated as truncated transcription factor CAULIFLOWER A. The transcript is spliced from 8 exons. Bases 311 to 1027 code for a protein of 238 amino acids. Gene Ontology annotation, molecular function: DNA-binding transcription factor activity, RNA polymerase II-specific; protein dimerization activity; RNA polymerase II cis-regulatory region sequence-specific DNA binding. Lineage: Eukaryota; Viridiplantae; Streptophyta; Magnoliopsida; Fabales; Fabaceae. Gene Ontology annotation, cellular component: nucleus. Gene Ontology annotation, biological process: positive regulation of transcription by RNA polymerase II. The record is from RefSeq and is a predicted model, not a curated record.